This is a messenger RNA of Dryobates pubescens (Downy woodpecker), 2417 nucleotides long. It is a transcript of the gene TCF7L2, whose product is annotated as transcription factor 7 like 2. NCBI's taxonomy places the organism in Eukaryota, Metazoa, Chordata, Aves, Piciformes, Picidae. The record is from RefSeq and is a predicted model, not a curated record. The transcript is spliced from 12 exons. Gene Ontology annotation, biological process: canonical Wnt signaling pathway; regulation of transcription by RNA polymerase II. The coding region runs from base 38 to 1990 and encodes 650 amino acids. Gene Ontology annotation, molecular function: RNA polymerase II cis-regulatory region sequence-specific DNA binding; DNA-binding transcription factor activity, RNA polymerase II-specific. Gene Ontology annotation, cellular component: catenin-TCF7L2 complex; beta-catenin-TCF complex.
UGCAAAAUUGCUGCUGGUGGGGUGAGCCAGGAGGAAAAUGCCGCAGCUGAACGGCGGUGGAGGGGACGACCUGGGCGCCAACGAUGAACUGAUCUCUUUCAAAGACGAAGGGGAGCAGGAAGAGAAGAUCUCCGAGAACUCCUCGGCCGAGAGGGAUUUAGCUGAUGUCAAGUCGUCUCUCGUCAAUGAAUCAGAAACGAAUCAAAACAGCUCCUCAGACUCGGAGGCGGAACGGCGGCCCCCGCCUCGGUCCGAAACUUUCAGAGAUAAAUCCCGGGAAAGUUUAGAGGAAGGUGAGUACGGCGGGCCCGGCCAGCACUGCCGCCUGCCCGUCCCCCGCCGCCCCUCCGCCGGGCGCCCGGCUCCUCUUCACGGGACACUCUCUAAAAAAAAGUUUUCCUUCUCCCCCUUUCCUUCUCCCUUGUCUUUCCCCCUGUCGUCCCCUUCCUUCCCCGCUCGUGUCUCCCCCGCCAUGUUAGCUGCGAAGAGGCAAGAUGGAGGGUUGUUUAAGGGCCCACCAUACCCGGGUUAUCCCUUUAUAAUGAUCCCCGACCUCAGCAGUCCGUAUCUGCCCAAUGGAUCGCUCUCUCCGACGGCGAGAACGUAUCUGCAGAUGAAAUGGCCACUGCUUGAUGUUCAGGCAGGGAGCCUUCAGAGUAGACAAGCCCUCAAGGAUGCUAGGUCUCCAUCUCCAGCACACAUUGUUUCUAACAAAGUGCCAGUUGUGCAGCACCCACAUCAUGUACACCCUCUUACGCCGCUUAUCACGUACAGCAAUGAGCACUUCACACCGGGAAACCCUCCUCCACACUUACCAGCAGAUGUAGAUCCCAAAACAGGAAUUCCAAGGCCUCCACAUCCUCCAGAUAUAUCUCCUUAUUAUCCAUUAUCACCGGGCACUGUAGGACAAAUCCCCCAUCCGCUAGGAUGGUUAGUACCACAGCAAGGUCAGCCAGUGUACCCAAUCACAACAGGGGGUUUCCGCCACCCUUACCCAACAGCUCUGACCGUCAAUGCUUCCAUGUCAAGCUUUCUCUCCUCUAGGUUUCCUCCACACAUGGUCCCGCCACAUCAUAGUUUACACACAACUGGAAUCCCUCAUCCGGCCAUAGUCACACCAACAGUCAAACAGGAAUCUUCCCAGAGCGACGUCGGCUCGCUCCACAGCUCAAAACAUCAGGACUCCAAAAAAGAAGAAGAGAAAAAGAAGCCACACAUAAAGAAACCUCUUAAUGCAUUUAUGUUGUAUAUGAAGGAAAUGAGAGCAAAAGUUGUAGCAGAAUGCACAUUGAAAGAGAGCGCAGCCAUCAACCAAAUCCUCGGUCGAAGGUGGCACGCGUUAUCCAGAGAAGAACAAGCGAAAUACUAUGAACUAGCAAGAAAGGAGCGACAGCUUCACAUGCAGCUGUACCCAGGCUGGUCUGCACGGGAUAACUAUGGAAAGAAGAAGAAGAGGAAAAGAGAUAAGCAGCCAGGAGAGACCAAUGACCUGAGCGCUCCUAAGAAAUGCCGAGCGCGCUUUGGCCUUGAUCAACAGAAUAACUGGUGCGGCCCCUGCAGGAGAAAAAAAAAGUGCGUUCGCUACAUACAAGGUGAAGGCAGCUGCGUCAGCCCACCCUCUUCAGAUGGAAGCUUACUAGACUCUCCUCCGUCCUCCCCCGCCAUGCUCGCCUCCCCCUCCAGAGACUCGAAACCACAGACUGAACAAACGCAACCCCUCUCGCUCUCAUUGAAGCCCGACCCGCUGGCACACCUGGUCAUGAUGCCGCCGCCCUCCUCUCUCGUCCUCGCCGAGAGCGCUGCGAGCAAGCCCGGCGCCCUGCCUGCCGCCGGCUGCCCCAACGGGGCCCUGGACCAUCCGCCGGCCGCCCUCUCGCCGGCCGCCGCCGCAUCCCUAGCACAGCCCUCGACGUCCUCCUUGCAUUCCCACAGCUCGCUGGCGGGGACACAGCCCCAGCCGCUCUCCCUCGUAACCAAGUCCUUAGAAUAGCUUUAGCCUCGUUAGCCCUUUCAGUUUCCUUUGGGGGGGGGGGAUGGAAUUCUGUUGGGAUUUGGGGUUUGGUUUUGUUUUUGUUGCCUUUCUUUGUUAUUAUUUUUGUUUCCUUCUCCUCGUCGUCGUCCGCUGUUCGUCGUCGUUUCUUGGUUUUUGUUUUUAAUUCGUGCCAUGUGGCUACAUUAGUUGAUGUUUUAUCGAGUUCAUUGGUCAAUAUUUGACCCAUUCUUAUUUCAAUUUCUCCUUUUUAAAUAUGUAGAUGAGAAAAGCCUCAUGAUUCUGCCAAAAUUUUUAUCAACAGCUGUUUAAAGUCUUUGUAGCGUUUAAAAAAAUAUAUAUAUAUACAUAAUUGUUAUGUAGUUCCAAUAGCUUAGUUUUAAAGACUGAUUUUAAAAACUAAAACAAAACAAACAGGAAAACAGAA